Molecule: messenger RNA, 828 nt
Organism: Meleagris gallopavo (turkey)
Lineage: Eukaryota; Metazoa; Chordata; Aves; Galliformes; Phasianidae
Gene: NKX2-5
Product: NK2 homeobox 5
Biological process (GO): cell differentiation; regulation of transcription by RNA polymerase II
Cellular component (GO): nucleus
Molecular function (GO): RNA polymerase II cis-regulatory region sequence-specific DNA binding; DNA-binding transcription factor activity, RNA polymerase II-specific
Source: RefSeq, a predicted model, not a curated record
CAAACAUAAUAAUGACUGCAAAUUCUUCACAAGAUGCUCGGAAGCCCCGGACAGAGUUGCUGCCCUGCAGACCCCACACGGAUGGGACUGAGCGGUGCCGCGGGGUUCCCUCGCGGUGCACACGGGUCAGUAACACCGCUUUGCCCUUUUUUAUGUUUUGCUCUCCCUGUUUUUCCUUUGUCCGUGUGUUUUGCUGCAGAACUGUGUUCCCUACACAAGAGCCUGGAGCAGGAGAAGAGAGAGCUGGAGGAUCCCGAGCGGCCCAGACAGAGGAAGAGGAGGAAACCCCGCGUCCUCUUUUCUCAAGCCCAAGUCUACGAACUGGAGAGAAGGUUCAAGCAGCAGAAAUACCUCUCGGCUCCCGAGAGAGACCAUCUAGCGAACGUCCUAAAGCUCACCUCUACUCAGGUGAAAAUUUGGUUCCAGAAUAGAAGGUACAAAUGCAAAAGGCAGAGACAGGACCAGACCCUGGAGAUGGUGGGGAUCCCACCCCCCCGGCGGAUAGCGGUGCCGGUGCUGGUGCGGGACGGGAAGCCCUGCCUGGGGGAGUCUUCUCCCUACAGCUCGCCCUACAAUGUCAGCAUUAACCCCUAUAGCUACAACGCCUACCCCGCGUACCCCAACUACAACAGCCCCGCCUGCAACGCCAACUACAACUGCAGCUACCCGGCCGUGCAGCCCGUGCAGCCCUCGGCGGCAGGCAACAACUUCAUGAACUUCAGCGUGGGGGACUUGAAUUCGGUGCAGCCGCCCAUCCCGCAGGGGAACGCGGGCAUCUCCACGUUGCACGGGAUCCGAGCGUGGUAGGGCGGCCCGGGCCCGGAGCUG